This is a messenger RNA of Papaver somniferum (opium poppy), 1296 nucleotides long. Its product is annotated as zinc finger protein 1-like. The coding region runs from base 210 to 1097 and encodes 295 amino acids. Lineage: Eukaryota; Viridiplantae; Streptophyta; Magnoliopsida; Ranunculales; Papaveraceae. The record is from RefSeq and is a predicted model, not a curated record. Gene Ontology annotation, biological process: negative regulation of abscisic acid-activated signaling pathway. The transcript has a single exon.
UCUGAACUUUAAACCACCCUUUGUCUUUUAGCUUUAUUUAUUUUUAUUUUAUUUCUUUAUGACAAUUAUUAUUAUUACUGAGCACUGUGUAAAACAAAGGACAAUGUCUUUAGUCUUUACAUACCUUGCAGAGAGAAAGAGAGACUUCAUCUGAAUCCAUCUCUCUCUCUCUUUCUUUGUCUCUCUAUCUAAAAUCAGUUCCUCCAGCCAUGGAAGAACCUUCUGUUUCAAGUAGCAUAUCUCCUUUCUAUGGAUUAGACAGCUCUGAAAAAGAAGAAUAUAGAAACCAAGAAGAAGAAAAAGGAAUUGAUCUGAAUAAAGGGUUUUCAUCAGAUUUCUCAAUUGAAUCUGAAAUUGAGUAUCACAAUAAUCAAGAACUCAAUCUGAUAGGAAAUUUCAAUGUGGAUUCAUCAUCAACAUCAUCAUCAACAGGGAAAAAGGAAGAAGAAGAAGAAGAAGGUGAGGAAGAAAGUAGAGAAUUAGAUGCAGAAGAAGAACCAAGAGUAUUUUCAUGUAAUUAUUGUCAAAGGAAAUUCUACAGUUCACAAGCAUUAGGAGGACAUCAAAACGCACAUAAAAGAGAGCGGACAAUUGCUAAAAGAGAUCGGCAUCUUGGUGAAGCUGCUGCAGCUGCUUUUAAUUAUGCAAACAUGCACCACCACCUCAACAAUCCCUACAACCACCAUCAAUAUCAGUUCUCAAGUAUGGGUUCUUUACCUCUUUAUGGUUCUAGAUCACUAGGUGUUCAAGUUCAUUCUAUGAUUCACAAAUCCACAUCACCAUCAUCUUCUCUACCAUCUCUUUUACCUUCUUCAUCUUUUGGUCAUCCUCAACAUCUAUAUGGACAGAAUCAUCCUGGAUGGACUGCAUCAUCAUCUUUUAGGCCAUCCAUAGUUGAUCAUCAACCAACAAUCGGACGGUUACCGUCAUUUGUAUCUGGGUCUAUGCCACGUGUCCCUAGGUUCAAUAAUUAUGAAGGAGGGGUUGGUGGUGGUUUUCUGUUGCAAGGUGGUGGUAGUGAUGGUGGUGGAAGGAGUAGUAGUACUGCUAGUAACCAAGGAGAAUUGAAGAGUAUUGAUUUGGCACUCAAGCUUUAGUUAAACUUUUUUUUUUUUUUUUUGCUAAAAUUAGUGUUUUUUACACUUUUACCAUCAUCAGUCUGUAAUUUGUACUUGGUUUUCAAUCUAUUUAUGUCUAUCUUAGUUUUUACUAAAUUUGUAGUGAUUCAAUGCCUUGCCUUGUGUAACUAAGUUGUCAAUGACAAUGAGCUUAUAAUAGAAGUACUAAUGUUGUGUA